AUGGCAGAUUUCCCUGAAGGUUAUUUUUACAUCCAGUCUCGCAAUUCUGGAAAGGUUGUGGAUGUCGACGGAGCCUCUAUAAAAAACGACGGUAAAAUAUUAAUAUGGUCACCAAAACAUGAUAAUGAUCGAGACAACCAACUCUGGUACUAUCAGGAAGGAUUCAUUAUCAACAAGCAUUCAGGAAAAUGUUUGGAUGUCAGAGGAGGACCAAUUGUAGACCAUGCUUUGAUCUGUCAAUAUGACCGUAAGCUAGUUGCUGAUGCCCAGAAUCAGCAAUGGGGAUAUAGGGAUGGUUAUAUAUACGUUCUGUCAGAGCCCCACAUGGUAUUGGAUGUUAAAGGGAAUUAUCAGACGGAUGGAACACGACUAGUUCUAUCCCACAAAAAGUUUGCUCUUGACAAUGCAAACGUCAACCAGCUGUGGGAUCUUGUACCAGCGGGAAACGUUCGAGCAGAGAGAGAAGUUCUGUUUGAAGCCGAUUUUGACUAA
Messenger RNA from Phycomyces blakesleeanus NRRL 1555(-), 492 nucleotides. RefSeq names its product carbohydrate-binding module family 13 protein. The transcript is spliced from 4 exons. Lineage: Eukaryota; Fungi; Mucoromycota; Mucoromycetes; Mucorales; Phycomycetaceae. The record is from RefSeq and is a predicted model, not a curated record. The coding region runs from base 1 to 492 and encodes 163 amino acids.